Dermatophagoides farinae (American house dust mite) is the source of this 4278-nucleotide messenger RNA. The record is from RefSeq and is a predicted model, not a curated record. Lineage: Eukaryota; Metazoa; Arthropoda; Arachnida; Sarcoptiformes; Pyroglyphidae.
AUGUGUGAUAAUUCAGUUCUGAUUCAAUCUGCAAAUGACAAUGAACAAUCACUAUCAACAGUUCAAGCGAAAUUUGUUGCUGAACUCCCCGAACCGUAUCGUGAUGUUUUUUCACCAAGAUUUCAACGAUUCAAUAAAAUUCAAUCCAAUUUGCUUGAUUUGAUUAUAAAAACUGAUAAAAGUCUUGUAAUUUGUUCACCAACCGCUUCUGGCAAAACUGUUCUAUUGGAACUGACUAUCAUCAGUGAAUUGAUACGAUUAGAAUCUAGUAAUCGUUCACAUCCACCAUAUGAUCAAUUACAUGCAUUAUAUCUAGCACCAUUAAAAGCGAUUGUCGAAGAAAAAUGUCAAGAAUGGCAACAAAGAUUCGCUAAAUUUGGUCUAAAAUGUUUUGCGAUGACUGGUGAUACCGACAUUGUUGAUUAUCAAAAAUAUUUGAAAGAACAAAAACAACAGGUGAAUAUUUUGUUGGCAACACCAGAGAAAUUCGAUUCAAUUAUUCGAACACAUUCAGAAAGUCGUUCGUUACUUCGUCUUUUGAAUUUGAUCAUGAUCGAUGAAAUUCAUAUGCUUGGUGAUCGAAAUCGUGGUGAUUUUCUUGAAGCCACCAUCACUCGACUGAAAUUUAUUCGUGAUAAUAAUAACCACAUCAUCAAAGUACUUGGUGAAUUAGACGGUGACCGAUCUAAAGAAAGGCAACGACUACGUUUUGUAGCUAUUUCAGCUACAUCACCGAACGUUGAAGAUCUAUCCAUUUGGCUUGAUCCUCGCAAUUCAUUAGGCAUACGUGUGCCAGCAGAUUGGCGACCGGUAAAGCUUAAUAAAUUAGUCAUCGGUAUUGAACCUACAGGAGCUGCACAAACAUCUGACUAUCGUUUCGACAUACAGAUCACCUACAAACUUGAACGUCUUAUUCGUGAACAUUCUGAAUCUAAACCAACAUUGGUUUUCUGUUCAACACGACGUUCGGCUGAAUUUACGGCCAAAAUUCUAGCAACAUCACAGAAUACUUAUUUUGAAUCACGUCAACAACAUAUCAAAUUAUUUAUGGAACUUUCGCGUAUCAAUGAAAAUGCAACCAACAUUGAUACAUUAAUAAUAUCUAAAAUGGAAUUUGAACAUUUUAAAAAUACCGAACUUAAAACUACAUUGGCUGCUGGUGUUGCUUUCUAUCAUUCCGGUAUGGAUCCAUCCGAUCGUCGUCUAUUGGAACAUUUAUUUUCCAUGUCAUUGAUACCAGUUCUGGUAUCAACAUCAUCAUUGGCCAUGGGUGUCAAUUUACCGGCUCAUUUAGUUGUCAUAAAAAAUACUGUUCAAUAUGAAGCAGGCUCACAAACCGAAUAUCAUUUAUCACAAAUACUGCAGAUGAUUGGAAGAGCUGGACGACCGCAAUUCGAUACUAGUGCAACCGCUAUCAUUGUGACAAAACAGGAGAAAAAAGAAAAAUAUGAAACAUUAUUGGGGGAAGAAACGGAUGUUGAAAGUAAUUUAUUUCGUUCAUUGAUCGAACAUUUAAUGAUCGAAAUUGUAUUGAAAACUGUCAACAACAUUAAUUUAGCCAUCGAUUGGAUCUAUUCAACAUUUCUUUUCAUUCGUAUUGUUCAGAAUCCACAAUAUUAUCGUAGUUCCAUUGCUAAAGGCGAUUACGAUGGUGCUCGUCCUAUCAUAUUGGAAUGGUGUCAGGAACAGAUGCAACGUUUACAAACGCUUGGUCUUAUUACAAUCAAAGGCGAUUUUUUUGAUCCAACUCAAUUAGCACGAAUAGUGACAAGAUAUUCAGUUUCAAUAGCAACAUUGGAACAUUUAAUUAAAUGGUCUAAAAUAUCAUAUUCGUUGGAACAAUUGCUUGAAGAAAUGUGUUGCUGUACAGAAUUAUCACAAGAUGUUAUAUUACGUACUACUGAUAAACGAUUUCUAAAUGAAUUGAACAAAAAAAAUCGUUUCAAAUAUAAGGAUCGUUUUCGUAAUGGAUCGAUGAAAACAAAUUGUUUGGCACAAGCAGCAUUUGAAUCGCUAACAAUUGAACAAUGUUUAUUUGAUGAUUUACAACGAAUCAUAAGAUCUGGUCAACGUGUUUCGAAAUGUUUUAUGGAAAUUUUGGUCUACUUUUUCCGACAAAAACCAGAGACGAAAACCGAUCAACAACCACAUUGGUUACAUUUUCAAACAUCGAUUUCAGCGGCACGUUUAUUACAGGCAUUUUGGACUCGAUUAUGGUAUGAUUCAUCAUAUGUAUCCAGACAAUUGCCUAAAAUUGGCCUUGCAUUUUCAACAAUACUGGCCGAAAAUGGUUAUACCAGUUUUAAUCGUUUACUCGAAUCAAAUCCUCGUCAGAUUGAAUUUCAUUUGAAACGUAAACCACCAUUCGGCUCAAUGUUGAUCGAAGAGAUCAAAAAUCUUCCUCGAUAUCAAUUGGCUUUGACGCGACAAUCGAAUUGUAGUCUGAAAUUCAGUCCAUUCCUAGAAGACCAUAUUGAAUCGAGAAUGCAAAUUGAAUUCAAAUGUUUGAUACAGCAACAAUCUUUAUCAUCAUCGAAUAUAUUGAAACCGGACAAACAUUAUUUUCAUCUAAUCAUUGGCUGUGAAGAGUGUGAUCAAAUUUUGGCUAUAAAUCGAUUGAAUGAUCGAACAUUAAUGCAAUCUACUCAUAAACAAUCAAUUAUUUUAAUCAAGACAAAAUUUGACGAUGAAAAUGAAUCAACUGAUCAAAUUGAAAACGGCAAUCAGAAAGAUCCAGUAAAAAAGAACGAAACAAAAGGCAAGAAAAAAGCUGGAGAUAAAAACAAAAACAAUAAGGAUAAAGAAAGUCAACAAGCAACAGAUGAAAAACCUAAGAUAUGGCCAGAAAAAUUUGUUAAAUUUAUCAGACAGAUUGAAGAAGAAUGUAAAAAUUCAAUUGGAAAUAACAUUGUUCAUUGUUCAUUACGAAAAACAUCAUCACAUACUAUUAUAGCACAUAUUAUAUCGGAAAAUUUCGCCGGUUUAGAUUCAGAAACCAAAUCAACAAUACGAUAUCCCUUUCAACAAAUGGAUUUGUUAUCAACACAAGAAUUUGAUCUACUCGAUUCAUUUGAUGAUGAUGAAUAUGAAGAAAUAUUAGCUCAACAUAAUAUUGGUAAAGAACGAAAACAAGAUGAUAGUUUAUCAACAUUGGAUUCGAUCGACAUUAACGAUAUUCAAUCCACUAGUCUUGAUGGAAUGACCGAAUCAUCGACUUCAAUAAUAACAACAACAAAGAAAAAAAUGCCCAUCUUCAAUAUCAAAAUAGAUGAUGUAAUUCAUGAUCAAAUAGAACAAAAUAUCAUUGAUGAAAACUAUGAUGAAGAUAAUGAUGAUGACGAAAGCUUAAAUUAUAGUAUAUUUACUCGUUUCCGUAAUCGAAACCAUUCUAAUACUGAGAAUGAAUUACAAAAAUUUGUAUCAUCAAAUUUACCUGAAACAAAAACAACAACGAGUAUCAACAAUAAUAGAAAAAAUCAAUCAAUAAUGAAUGAAACGAAAGUGGCAAAAAUUUUCCCGGUCAAACGUAAAGUUUGUCUACAAAAUCCAUUUGAUUAUAAUUGUAAAACAUCGAUGGCCAAACUAGGUCGAUUCAAUUUCAAUAAUGAUGAUAAAUGUGAGGAAAAAGUUUUAUGGUGAAUAUUUUCUUCUCUCUCUCUCUGUAAUGAUGACGCCCAACAACAGAAUCGAAAUUUUUUUUUCGCUCUACUUGUACAUCUCAUCGACUAUUAGUUGAAUUUUAUUUUUAUCCAAAAUUUUCUCUUCAAACCUCAUGGAUCUUCAUUCGAACCGUUGUUGUUUGGUUGUUUUCAUCAUUGAAUCUUUUGCAAAUGCUUGACUGAUAUUUCACUGUCUACUGCUGUUGUGUGAUGAUGUUAUUAUUACAUUUUUCUACAUUCAAACAAAAAAACAACGACAUCAUUCAUUUCAAAAGAAAAAAAAAUUUUACUUGUUUUUUGGGGGUAAAAUAUUUUCACUGCUCUUGUUUUUUGCCUAGAUUCGUCAUCAUCAUGAUGAGUGGGUGUGUAGAAUUCCAACCAAACACCAAAACAACAACAACAUACAAGUGUUACGAGGGAAAAACCCAUAACAUCUUGAAUGUUCAUCAUUAUCAUAAUCGUCGUCGUCGCCGUGUUGGUAAUGCAAAUUUUCUUUUUUUCUCUUCCUUCAGUUCAUAUUUUGUAGACAAAUUUGGUUUGUCGAUUCUCGUGUUUGUGUGUGUUUGUGUUAUUUGGUUGACAAUUAACAACAACAAUCUAACUAAACUGCCACACACAC